Messenger RNA from Eptesicus fuscus (big brown bat), 3737 nucleotides. It is a transcript of the gene ZSWIM5, whose product is annotated as zinc finger SWIM-type containing 5. The transcript is spliced from 14 exons. NCBI's taxonomy places the organism in Eukaryota, Metazoa, Chordata, Mammalia, Chiroptera, Vespertilionidae. Gene Ontology annotation, cellular component: Cul2-RING ubiquitin ligase complex. Gene Ontology annotation, molecular function: zinc ion binding. Bases 56 to 3604 code for a protein of 1182 amino acids. The record is from RefSeq and is a predicted model, not a curated record.
UCCGCCGCAGUCGGUGCCGCCGCGGCCGCCUCAGUCAGUCAGUCAGUCCCCAGCAAUGGCGGAAGGAGGGGAGCGAGAGGAGCUGCUCUCGCCGCCGCCAGUCUCUCCGGCCAAGCGCCUGUGCUCCUGGCCCAGCCCGCGGGCUCACCACCCUCGCGGUUCGCCCGGGGCGGCCGGUGGCGGGGCGGGGGGCGGCGGCGGCGGCUGCCUGCCCCCCGGGGCCCGCCCCCACCUGCAGCCCGAGUCCUUGCUGGACUGCGCCGCCAAGACGGUGGCGGAAAAGUGGGCGUACGAGCGGGUGGAGGAGCGCUUCGAGCGGAUCCCGGAGCCCGUGCAGCGCCGCAUCGUCUACUGGUCCUUCCCGCGGAAUGAGCGGGAGAUCUGCAUGUACUCCAGCUUCCAGUACCGCGGCGGCCCCGGCGCCGGCGCGGCUGGCUGCGCCGCGGGGGCUUCGCCGGCUGAGGAGGGGCCGCCGCCACCCCCCGGGGCCGCCGCUCCGGCCGGCUCCGCCCCCGGGGCUGCCGCGGCCGGAACGUCCCCCGGACUGGGCGCUGGGGCCGGAGCGGCCGGCGAGGGGCUGCCGUUCCGCCGGGGCAUCCGUCUGCUGGACAGCGGCUCCGUGGAGAACGUGCUGCAAGUCGGCUUCCAUCUCAGUGGCACAGUGACUGAGCCAGCCACUACUUCUGAACCAGCAAUGACUUACAAAGUUGCAAUCAGUUUUGAUCGAUGCAAAAUCACUUCAGUGACAUGUGGCUGUGGCAACAAGGACAUAUUCUACUGUGCUCAUGUGGUAGCACUCUCACUCUACAGGAUCCGUAAACCAGACCAAGUCAAAUUGCGUCUUCCUAUCUCAGAAACCCUUUUCCAGAUGAAUAGGGACCAGCUACAAAAGUUUAUUCAAUAUUUAAUCACAGCACACCACACUGAAGUUCUUCCUACUGCACAGAAACUGGCAGAUGAGAUUCUAUCCUCCAACUCAGAAAUCAACCAAGUGAAUGGUGCUCCUGACCCCACAGCUGGAGCCAGCAUUGAUGAUGAGAACUGUUGGCAUUUGGAUGAAGAACAGGUGAAAGAACAAGUGAAGCUCUUCCUCUCCCAGGGUUGUUACUAUGGCUCUGGGAAGCAGCUCAAUUCAAUGUUUGCCAAGGUUCGAGAAAUGCUGCGGAUGAGAGAUUCCAAUGGAGCCAGGAUGCUGACACUAAUAACUGAGCAGUUUAUGGCUGACCCACGACUCACACUCUGGAGGCAGCAAGGAACAAGCAUGACAGAUAAAUGCAGGCAGCUCUGGGAUGAGCUAGGGGCCUUGUGGGUGUGCAUCAUUUUAAAUCCACAUUGCAAACUGGAGGAAAAAUCCUCUUGGCUGCAGCAACUACAGAAGUGGAGCGACUUGGAUGUCUGUCCCCUGGAAGAUGGGAACUAUGGGCAUGAGCUGCCCAAUAUCACCAACGCACUUCCCCAGAAUGCCAGUCACAACCCAGAUUCCUUAUCCAGACCAAGACGAACAGUGUUUACUAGAGCCAUCGAGGGCCGUGAAUUGCAUUGGCAAGACAGCCAUCUACAGCGAAUAAUUAGCAGCGAUAUAUAUAUAGCUCCUGCCUGUCAGCGGGAAAGUGAGAGACUGCUCUUUAAUUCCCAAGGCCAGCCACUGUGGCUUGAACAUGUGCCUACAGCCUGUGCUCGGGUAGAUGCCCUGCAUUCCCAUGGUUAUCCAAAAGAGGCCCUCAGACUCACGGUGGCCAUUAUCAAUACUUUGAGGUUGCAGCAGCAACGGCAGCUGGAAAUCUACAAGCAUCAGAAGAAAGAACUGUUGCAGAGAGGAACCACAGCCAUCACAAACCUGGAAGGCUGGGUGGGCCACCCCCUGGAUCCCAUUGGCUGCCUAUUUCUUACUUUAACUGAGGCCUGCCGCCUGAAUGAUGAUAGCUAUCUGGAAGUGUCAGAUAUGAAUGAAAGCAGACCCCCUGUGUACCAGCAUGUACCCAUGGCAACAGGAUGCCCAUACAGCAGUGAGUCUUAUCUGUCAUUGGCCUUGGAAGUUGCUCUAAUGGGGCUGGGUCAACAGAGGGUGAUGCCUGAAGGCCUCUACGCACAGGACAAGGUGUGCCGCAAUGAGGAGCAGCUCCUGAGUCGACUCCAGGAGCUUCAGCUGGAUGAUGGACUGGUGCAAACCCUACAGAAACAGUGCCUCUUACUGCUAGAAGGAGGCCCCUUCAGUGGUCUGGGAGAAGUCAUUCACCGAGAGAGUGUUCCCAUGCAUACCUUUGCCAAGUAUUUGUUCUCAGCUCUCCUGCCUCAUGAUCCAGACCUGUCCUAUAAAUUAGCCUUACGUGCCAUGAGGUUACCUGUUCUAGAAAACUCAACUUCUACCGGGGACACUUCCCACCCUCAGCAUAUGGUGUCGAUGGUGCCCAGCCGUUAUCCUCGUUGGUUCACACUUGGACACUUGGAAUCACAGCAGUGUGAACUGGCCUCCACCAUGCUGACUGCUGCCAAAGGAGACACUCUGAGGCUCCGAACAAUCCUGGAAGCAAUACAGAAGCACAUCCAUUCUUCUUCCCUCAUCUUCAAACUGGCCCAAGAUGCAUUCAAGAUUGCUACUCCCACAGACAGUAGUACUGACAGCACCCUACUCAACGUGGCCCUGGAGCUGGGCUUACAGGUGAUGAGAAUGACCUUAUCAACCCUUAACUGGAGGCGCCGGGAGAUGGUGCGGUGGUUGGUGACCUGUGCUACAGAAGUGGGUGUGCGGGCCCUGGUGAGCAUCUUGCAGAGCUGGUACACACUCUUCACCCCCACCGAGGCUACUAGCAUUGUGGCUGCCACAGCCGUAUCCCACACCACUAUCCUGCGCCUCAGUCUUGACUAUCCACAGCGGGAGGAGCUGGCUAGCUGUGCUCGCACACUGGCCCUGCAGUGUGCUAUGAAGGAUCCACAGAGCUGUGCCCUUUCAGCCCUUACACUCUGUGAGAAAGACCACAUCGCCUUUGAGGCAGCCUACCAGAUCGCCAUUGAUGCUGCCGCUGGUGGCAUGACCCAUUCACAGCUGUUCACCAUCGCCCGCUACAUGGAGCUCCGUGGCUACCCGCUACGUGCCUUCAAGCUGGCCUCACUGGCCAUGAGCCAUCUCAACUUAGCCUACAACCAGGACACCCAUCCGGCCAUCAAUGAUGUGCUCUGGGCAUGUGCCCUCAGCCACUCUCUGGGCAAGAAUGAGCUGGCGGCCCUCAUUCCCCUGGUGGUGAAGAGCGUGCACUGUGCCACGGUGCUCUCAGACAUCCUACGGCGCUGCACGGUGACUGCACCUGGCCUGGCUGGCAUCCCAGGUCGCCGCAGCUCUGGAAAGCUCAUGUCCACUGACAAAGCUCCACUGCGCCAGCUGCUGGAUGCCACCAUCAAUGCCUAUAUCAACACCACACACUCACGCCUGACACACAUCAGCCCUCGUCACUAUGGAGAGUUUAUUGAGUUUCUGAGCAAGGCUCGGGAGACCUUCCUGCUGCCGCAGGAUGGCCACCUGCAGUUUGCCCAAUUCAUCGACAACCUCAAGCAAAUCUACAAAGGCAAGAAGAAGCUGAUGCUGCUGGUGCGAGAGCGCUUUGGCUGAGAAAGCAGACAGCCCACUGCUGGGGCAGCCUGGGCUCCCAGGUUCCAUCAGGUCAGGCCAAGGACACUGAAACAUUUGUCCACCCUGAGAGGACCCUAAGCCCCCGUGGCUGAACCAAAGGACCUCAGGGCUA